UCUUGUCUCUGCUCUGGGAACUCUGAGUGACUGUUUGGGAUGCUCUCUUUAAUUUUGUGGCCCGGAGUGGGUAUGUACCCGGAGUUCGGAGGAAGGACGGAGCCAGGUGCGUGCCACAGCGGGCUGUGAGCGCUUGGACCUGAAAUGAGGAUGCCGGGCGAACAGCCUUCAAUCGCAGCACCUGGAGACAGAGGCAGACAAAUCUCUGUGAGUCAAAAGCCAGCCUGGUCCAUACAGUAAAUUCUAGAAGAGUAAGACCCGAUCUCAUAAAGAAGAGUUUGACCCUCUGGCUCUCUAGCCUCUCAGGAUACCCUCUUGUAAUGUUCCUGUCAUGAAGAUCCUCAAAGGAUGCAACCCUCAAGACCCAAACAUAAGAGCCCUGCCAGCUCUGGGGGAGGAAAUUUGCAUCAUGGAACAGCUAGAGGGCUUUGAGGGAAGGCUGCUGCAGGAAGCCAUGUCCUCUCCAGCGCUCUCCCAGCUGCUCCUGGCUAUGAUGGUUCCCCUGCUAGAGCUGGAGUCCACAUUUGUCCCCACAGACCAGUCAGAGCUCAGUCCAUCUGGAAGGAAAUCUGGGCAGCAACUGAACCAGUCCAGUGGAGUAGAAGAAUCAGUGCUGAUCUCCAGCUAUGUGCAUCUGGAAUUUUCAAACAGAGCCUGGCCACAGGAGCUCUCUAAGAACUUUACUCUUCCUAAUGCCUUGGCAUUCCUUCCCCCAAGAAUGCUUACUGGCCUUUAUCUCACAACAGAGUGUCAUGCUAACCACAGCGGGACUAGCCUCUGCACUUGCCACCCUGGCUACCAAUGGAACGCCACGCUUUGCUCCCUUUACCCAGACUGCUGGGGCCACAGGUCAGAAAGAGAUCUCUGUAUGUGCCGCAGUUUCCAUGGUCCUGUUCCUGGCUACUGCCAGUUGCUGCCACCUGUUCCUGCAAACCUGACACUGGACUCCCAGCUGCAAAUGCAUGGGGACACCCUGAACCUCAUUCUCUUCAAGAAAGAGGAAGCUACAAACCUGAGAUGGUUCUUGAGACACUCAAAGAAAAACAGACCCAUUAUCCUAUGGCCGGGGACCAAUGUGUUACAGACGUCCAAUGAGGGCCAGGCUGGCCUUCGUGUUGCCCGCAUGUCCCGUCACUGGGCAGGUGAGUACGAGAGCAUCUUCGAGGCCCAGGGAUUCAAGUGGAGGUUGCGGCAGGUGGUGAAGGUGCCCUUGCAGGAGGAAGAAAUCGUUCGACUUCCAGACGCGUUGUCCAUCUCCUGUGCUGCCUCCACUGGGUUCCAGCUGAGCUGCUGCAUCCCGCUUACAACAGCCUACACUGCUACCUGGAGUCCUGGGGAAGACAGCCAAGCCUCCUUGCAAAAACAGUGGGAUUCCCAGUGCUUUGUGCUAGCUGUCCAGCACUGCCCGGCAGCCAGUACCACGUAUACCUGUACCCUUCAGAGUCGGAACCUGCCUCCGUUCACGGCUCCUGUCUCCAUCACGAUCAUCCAGGAUGGAGAUACCACGUGCCCCAAGGACUUCUCACUAAUUGCCUGGAAUGUCACCAAGGCUGGCUUCAUGGCCCAGGCCCCAUGUCCUGUGAAUAAGAGGGGUGUGGUAAAGAGGCUCUGUGGGACUGAUGGUAUCUGGAGGCCGGUCCAGAACAGCUGCACAGAAGCAAAGAUCCUAGCCUUGUGUCUUAAAGCCAAGCUGCUGCUGGAAGGCCAGGGAAAGCCUAACGAGGAGGUGCCAAGGAUCUUGAAUGAGCUGCAAGGGCAGGUGGGGGUGGCCAGCACCCCCUCUGACUUAUGGGAAAUGCUGCACACUGUGACCUUACUGGCCAAGGUGGUAGCAGAGUCAAGCACAGAGCUCACAGACAGUGCUCUGAAGGACCUCCUGACAACCACAGACAAGAUUCUAGACGUGAACAUCAGUUCUCUGUGGACUCUGGCCCAGGCCCAGAAGCCCUCAAUGGGCUCAGAUUUCCUGAAGGCUGUGGAGACGCUGGUCCACAGCUUGAGCCCACAAAAGCAUCCUUUCUCCUUCAGCUCACCUAAUGUGUUACUGCAGAGCCAGCUCCUCAGACACUCCUCUCCUCCUGGCUACCAAAUGCCCUUCUCCACCCGGCCCCUGCUGCAGGCAUGGAUUCCAUGGCAUUCACUGGCUCCACUGGUUCACAAUGGAACUAACAUCAGUAUUACUAGCCUAGUACUGCAAAGGCUAGACUAUCAGUUGCCCUCCAACUAUACACAGGGGCUGUGGAACACCCCAUACACCACUCCUGGGCUGGUCCUUGUGGUCUCCAUCACAGCAGAUGGCCAGGCUUUCACACAGGCAGAGGUGAUCAUGGACUUCGAGGACAUGAAUGGAACCCUGCACUGUGUCUUCUGGGACCACAAUGUCUUCCAGGGUCGGGGAGGUUGGUCAGAUGAAGGGUGCAAGGUGCAUGCGGCCAAUGCCAGCACUAGUCGGUGCAUUUGCCAGCAUCUCACGGCCUUUUCCAUCCUCAUGUCCCAACACACUGUCCCAGAAAAUCCCAUCCUGGGCCUGCUGAGCCAGGUGUGCAUCGGGGCUUCCAUCCUGGCUCUGCUCAUCUGCCUGGUUAUUUAUAGGCUGGUGUGGAGAGCGGUGGUCCGGAACAAAGUCGCCUUCUUCCGCCAUACUGCCCUGUUUAACACGGUGAUCUGCUUGCUGGUGGCAGACACAUGCUUUUUGGGAAACCCACUCCUUCCUUCAGGGUACCACAGCCUGGUCUGCCUGGUCACUGCUUUCCUGUGUCACUUUUUCUACCUGGCCACCUUUUUCUGGAUGCUGGCCCAGGCCCUGAUGCUGGCCCACCAGCUGCUCUUUGUCUUCCACCAGCUGUCCAAGCACUUAGUUCUCUCACUGAUGGUGAUACUGGGCUACCUGUGCCCACUGGGGUUUGCGGGUGUUACCCUGGGCCUCUAUUUGCCUCAAAGGAAAUACCUGAGGGAGGGGAAAUGCUUGCUGAACGGAGAUGGAGUCAUGCUGCACACCUUCAGCGAGCCAGUGCUGGCCAUCGUUGGCGUCAAUGGGCUGGUCCUUGUCAUCGCUGUGCUGAAGCUGCUGAGACCUUCGCUGUCAGAGGGGCCCACGGUGGAGAAGCGCCAAGCUCUUGUGGGGGUGCUUAAAGCCCUGCUUAUUCUCACGCCCAUCUUUGGCCUUACUUGGGGACUGGGCGUGGCCACUCUGUUUGAUGGCUCCAUAGUCUCUCACUGCCUCUUUUCCAUUCUCAACAGCCUCCAGGGGGUCUUCAUCUUAGUGUUUGGCUGCCUCACAGACAACAAGGUGCUAGAGGCCUUGCGAAAACGGUUUCGAUUUCCAGGCAGCCUGUCCUCCAGCUCUGCCAUCUCCAUGGUCACAAAUGAAACAGACAUCUCAGAACACAGCAAAGAAAGAAGUGAGCAUGCCAGUUAUGAAGAAAGGAUGGCUGAUUGACAGGAAACUGAUCUUCCAGACAAUGAAGAUAAAGAGCAGAAUUCUGUUUCUUUGGGGGCAGCACUUAGCUAUAAAGUUAUUACUAAUAUAAACUGCUUCAAAAUACAGCAAAAGAGGUCAUUUGCUAAUCCUUGAAGUAGCACAUAUACAGCAUAGAAAAAAUCCACAGUGAAUUCAACUAUUAAAACUGGUGACUGGACAUUAAGCAACAGUGAAACUUUUGACAGUACUCUCUCGAACAGGUAGGAAAUAAAAAUACAUUUAUUUAUUCAGGCUGACAAGGGAGGAACCCAGUCAUUUUGUGUUACUGACUAUAAAAAGUACUGUUGUAAAAAAGUAAUGUCAACUUUGGGAAGUGCUUUACAAUAAAUUCCUAACUUUAUAUUUACUUAUAUAAUCACAAUAAAAAGUUAACCACA
Molecule: messenger RNA, 3858 nt
Organism: Mastomys coucha (southern multimammate mouse)
Lineage: Eukaryota; Metazoa; Chordata; Mammalia; Rodentia; Muridae
Gene: Adgrf3
Product: adhesion G protein-coupled receptor F3
Exons: 16
Coding region: 332-3439 (1035 amino acids)
Biological process (GO): G protein-coupled receptor signaling pathway; cell surface receptor signaling pathway
Cellular component (GO): membrane
Molecular function (GO): G protein-coupled receptor activity
Source: RefSeq, a predicted model, not a curated record